This is a messenger RNA of Lycium ferocissimum, 1076 nucleotides long. RefSeq names its product probable tyrosine-protein phosphatase DSP4. Lineage: Eukaryota; Viridiplantae; Streptophyta; Magnoliopsida; Solanales; Solanaceae. The record is from RefSeq and is a predicted model, not a curated record. Gene Ontology annotation, cellular component: cytoplasm. Gene Ontology annotation, molecular function: protein tyrosine/serine/threonine phosphatase activity. Bases 92 to 805 code for a protein of 237 amino acids. Gene Ontology annotation, biological process: protein dephosphorylation. The transcript is spliced from 6 exons.
CGAGAAAGUUCCCCCUGUGGUGUCAGAAUCUCUCUAUUUCCACUCAAUUCAAACACCCCUUCCUUAUUCAACUCUCUCUCUCUUCUCAGCUAUGAAACAAGACACAACCGUUGCUUCAACAGCUGACACGUGUAAAACAAUCAUCGAAGUCGCCCGGCAACAACACCACCGUUCUCAGCAGCCAAGAGAUAUCAAGCUUUCUCCUGUCCCCACUGCCGACGAUUUUGACUUUAAAAACUUCAGUUGCGGUGAUGAAGAGGAAGACUUUUUCAUUCCUCCUCUCAAUUUUGCUAUGGUGGAUAAUGGCAUUUUCCGGUCCGGCUUCCCUGACGUAGAUAACUUCCCUUUUCUUCAAACUCUUGCCCUUCGUUCCAUCAUAUACCUGUGUCCAGAGCCAUAUCCAGAAGCAAAUAUGGAGUUUCUCAAGGCAAAUGAUAUUCGCUUGUUUCAGUUCGGAAUUAAAAACUGUAAAGAACCUUUUGUAACUAUUCCAGAAGAGAAAAUUCGUGAAGCAUUGGGGGUUCUAAUAGAUGUAAGAAAUCACCCGGUGUUGAUCCACUGCAAACGUGGGAAGCACCGAACUGGUUGCCUUGUUGGAUGCUUGAGAAAAUUGCAGAAGUGGUGCCUAACUUCUGUGUUCGACGAGUACCAGCGUUUUGCUGCUGCCAAAGCAAGAGUGUCAGAUCAGAGGUUUAUGGAGCUUUUUGAUCCAUCCAGCUUCAAACAACAGUCGUUGUCGUUUUCGUGUUCAAAGAGGGGUAGAGCUCGUUCUCUCCGUCCGGUUCUUCAUGCCAACUAUGGUUAAACCAAGGCAGCUACUAGAAAGCAAAUUGUGCCCGUGAUGCUACCUGGUUUCUGGUUCUCUGACAAAUAUCUGUUUGUAACUUAUUAGUAUGUUAUAGUAUCUCUAAUGUAGAAGAAGCUUUAAUUAGUUGUAAGCUUGUAACUAGGAAGGUCCACAAGCAACAAGUUCUCAAUGAUGCUGUUGGUUUAGAAUAAAGGAGUCUUUUGUAGCUUUUGCAUCUUGCAACACAUUCCUGUAUUUGAUUUAAAUGCAAUGGCCUGUUUAAUUCUUA